AUGGCGCAGAUCAUACAGUUCUUGGACCUAGAUCCCGUGCCGAGGAGCGACAGCCGAACGCUUCGACGACCGUGGGCCAGCUACUGGCCUCCACAGAGAGGAAGCCCGGUUUAUGACUGGUUUACGUCGGAGUUUCCAGCAGUGCUGACGUACAGGUUUAAUCCAGAAAGGCCGUUCGAUCGACCAUUUAAAGAAUGGACCCGAACAGCCCGUGAGAUGGGAAAAGAUCUGACCGUGGAACUACUUCCCCCAGAGCCUCACGAGACGAACAAUAUAGUUGAGGCGGAUUCUAAAGACGUGUCCGAGGAAGAACAGCGGCGAGAGGCGAGACGCUAUGGGCGAACCCUGCAGAUUGACAGCGAGAUCAAGCAGCUCCGCCUCCCCGGUACUCAGGUCAAGGGAUUCAAUUAUCUCCUCUGGAGCCCGAGGUACCUAUUCGAGAAACCAUUCCACUCUCGGCUUCCCCUUCUUGACUGCCUGAAGAGAAACAACGUCCAAAGCAAGGCUUACGUUGUUACCAUCCACGACCUUUCCGGGUGCGAGGACCAAUUUAAUUUAGCGACUUCGGGGUUCCACUUCUUGCGUUGUCCUAUCGAUAUGGAAGAUUGGACAGAUAAAUGUAUCCGCGACAAGUACCUACCGUCCAUGCAAGACUGGCUGCAAAAAUAUUUCAGCUGUGAGCAAGCGCAUGUGUACACCUACAACGUAAUUCUACAAUCAGUCAUUACCCACAGUUCCUUGACCGCUGACAUUGAGAUGCAGGUGCGCUCAAAAGAUGCGAAAGGCAACCUCACCACUUCAUGGGUACCAACAGUCCCGUUUGCCCACUGCGACGUGACCCCAAAUGCAAUCUCAACCCAUUUAAAGCUCUAUCUCCCGGAGAAAACAGAUGAAAUCAUGAAGAAACGCCAUCGAUUUGUGAACAUAUGGAGGACUCUCACUGGGCCAUAUCAGGAUACGCCGUUGGCCGUCUGCGACUACCGAAGUGUGGAUUCUAGUGACCUGGUCGCCUCGGAUGCAGUGCUCGCUCACUACUGUGGUGAAGCCUAUGACGUCAAACACAGUCCCCACCAUCGCUGGUUCUACAAACGAGGCAUGGACAUCGAGGAUGUGAUUUUAUUCAAACUGUUCGAUAGUGAUUCGUCAGAAGCCAAUCGGUAG
This is a messenger RNA of Aspergillus udagawae, 1161 nucleotides long. RefSeq lists its product as uncharacterized. The record is from RefSeq and is a predicted model, not a curated record. The transcript has 4 exons. NCBI's taxonomy places the organism in Eukaryota, Fungi, Ascomycota, Eurotiomycetes, Eurotiales, Aspergillaceae. Gene Ontology annotation, molecular function: oxidoreductase activity. Bases 1 to 1161 code for a protein of 386 amino acids.